CCACAAUGAGGAAACGAGAAAGCACUGGGAGAGCAGGGUUAGAGAAACAGAAGGUCAGAUCAUCUACAACUCCCCUGCGCUAGAACAAUUGGCGUGCGGGUACCACUCUCAUAAUAGCCUCUCCGUAAAAUCUCCUGUUCUUAGAUACGACGAAAGAUGUGGUAAAUUACGAAGUCCUCGGCUGGAAUCAAGUGGAGACCGUGAUUUCGACCAACCCCCUCUUUUCGAAGAGAUCCAUUCCAUCCGAAUACACAGAAGUAGAGAUAACUCAUCCAGUAGAAUAUCGCAGUUUCAGCCAAAUAAGAGCCAAAUCGUUGUUUCCCCUCUCCUCUGGGCAGUCAGAUUUUUUGUUGCGGCAGUUUCCAGAGUUUGGGCUGCGGAAUAUGUGGUCCAAGAUCAAGAUUUUACCACCACGAUGGAAGGUGAAAAGCCUACAUCAAGCACCAGGCUGAAUGUGGUCCUCGUCGGUUCUGGACACGAAUUUUCUUGACAUUCGUGCUCCUGCCGCUGCUGCCAUUGUCGCGCAAAGCUCGGCGUCUGCAGUAACGCCCUGCAGAGACGGAGUCAAUCUCUGCUAGAUAAAAAAAGCUCGCGAUUACACCGACAACCCAUAGUCGUCGUCCCGGAGAAACAAGGACUACAUCAUGGGAAGCAGCCCUGACAUGGGGAAGGACGAACUCAUGCGUCCGGACUACGUUGUGCUAGAGGAAGAAAUUGAAGACAACUACCAGCCUACGGAAGAAGAGAUCAUUGAAUAUGCGGAAUGGCUUGGAAUGGAGUUGCCUCGAGACAAGGACUUGUUGUGGAUUGCUCAUGGAGGAUUGACGAAGCCCCUGUCGACGGAUUGGAAACCUUGUAGAACCGAGGAAGACGAGAUAUACUACUUCAACUUCGAAACUGGAGAAAGUCGCUGGGAUCAUCCUUGUGAUGAAUUCCAUAGGAACUUGCUCAACGCUGAAUGCCAAAAGCUAGGAAGGACGCUGGCGACGCAGCUUUGGAUGCAGAGUUCACCCGAAGAAUCUUCUAGUCAGACUUCGGUCUUGCGCGACGAUCAAAACUAUAAUGAUGAAGGAACGCAUGAAGAAGAGAUGGAUAUCUACAAAUUGGCUACACCUUCUCGAACGCUCGGGGAACAAUUAUCGGAAGCCGGUUUGAAUAGCGGUGUUGCAGUCUCGAACCGUAGUGGGAUCUCCCAGAAGUCUCCAGAUGAUGGAGGUGGUAGACGCAUUGACUCUGAUCCGCAGUCGGAGGGAGGGUUCCAAAUGGAGCUUGUUUCUGAGAUGCGGAUUGAUCGAAAGGACGUUAGGACAACCUUGGCUCCUUUGAAGUCCAGACCGAGUACGGAAGUACAAACUUCGUCACCACGGACGGUAGAGGCUCAACCCGGCAGUAAAGCCGAGGUUCGUAUCUUGAGUUCUAGCAAUGAGGAAGAAGAGGAGAGGGAGAUGGUUUCAAGUAGAGCCCAAAUGAUGGCAAAAGUGAGGAAGAAAAUAGACGAAGAAGAAAAAGCUGUCCGUGACCAAGCACGACGAGCAAUGCAGGAGAGGGUGGAUAUGGUGAUCAAUGUGGAGGAAAUGGGAUUGUUAGCAGACGAACGUGAAAAAAUGUCUGAUCAAGUGGCUAAAGAGGUGGAGUUGCAUAAGCAAGCGGAAGUUGCUAGACUGAGAAAAAAGCUUGGGAUAGAAGUGGCUGAUCAAAUGGCAGGUGAAAGACACCAGAUGUUGGAGAAGGAACGUGCAAAGAUGUACGUUGAAGUGGCGAAACAGGUACAAGAGGAACGUGCAACUGAGAUUCUCAAAAGAAAGGAGAUGCAGGUUACUGAGAAGUUCCAGUUGGACGAAGAUGAAGCAGAACAGCUGAAGAGAAGCGCGAAAGAGAACAUAAAACUAGAGCAUAGCGAAUAUGACGAAAAACGUCGCAGUGAAUUUCUCGAUUCGACUGACAGCAGCGUGCAGGAUCCAAGAACGUUGAAGCAUACGUUGCAACCGGAUUUCUGUAGCUUGCUUCAAUAUUCAAGAAACCAUCCACAAUUCCAAAGCCAGUUCUUGACAGGAAUCGAAAGAAGAGAAAUUGUUCGAAGUGCGAGGGAGAAGGUAAAGCUAGAGGAAAUGCUUUUUGAUGAAAUGAGAGAGGAGAUGGUAAUUCGAGUCAGGGAGAGCAUAAGUGUUCUUGAAAGAAGUAUGUUUGAAGAAGAACACAGAUUGGCAAAAAUCAAAAUGCGAGACAAAGUCAAUAAACUUUACAAAGAAAUAGUGGAGAAGGCUGAGCUUGAAUUGAUCGAGGAGAAAGAAAUCAUACUCAGGUCCAAGAUAGAGGAUAUGCAGAACAGACUCCAGGAACUGGUCACAUGUGACACCACGCUAGGUACCGGAAGACUCACCUCGACUAGGCUCAGUAAUCAUCUUCCAGUAACAGCAACGUCUACGCAAUCAAAAGUACAGGCCUCAGGUUUUUCCUCGAGAGGGAGGAUGUCCACUGCUGCUCUAGGAGGGUUUGACGUACCUGUUGCUUCCUUAUGUAAUUCUGUCAUUCCUUCAAACCUAUGGAGAGCUGAAGAUGACGAAGAAAAGAAUGUCAAGGUAGAACAACUAUGGAGCAAUAAGGAUCCUUAUGCUGGUGCCGGGAAUAUAAUGGAGGUCACAGUCAUUCCAGAUACCGUACCGAGCUUGCAAGAACGGAGGGAUCAAAUACAAGGGAAAUCAGCAAAGGUGUCGCAAAGGAAACACUCCACGGACUUUGACAUUCCUGUUGCUUCAGAUAAUCUACAUCUACGUCUUACCGAGUCGAGUUCUCGUUCAGAGGACAGAAAAAACGUGAAUGUAGAAAACAUCCAGAAGGGACGGAUCACCUCUGGCAUUGCAUAUGAAAGAUCAAAGAUUCUUGAUAGUUCACUUGACAGCAUCCAAGGUUUGAAGAGUUCAAACAGUGCGGUGGAGGAAACUAUAAAACAUCUGUUUGAAGACUUUAGGAAAAAGCUGAAGCAGGAACUGCUCGAUAUGAACGGACAUAGACGGUGUACUUCUCGACCUUACGAUACUUGCCAGGAACUUUGUGGGGUCUCUGAUUUGCCACAACCCUUAGGGUGGACGAGCGGAAUGAAUAUCAAAGACCUGAUUCACUUUUGGAGAAACGAGCUUCAGGAUAAGUUUCUUACGCUUAAGGACGAAAUGAAGGAAGAACUGAAGACCUUACUCAAACUCAAAGAAGCAAUACCUGAAAACUUGCCAACGAAAGAGCUACAAGCUCAGAGAAUAGGACCAGGGAUGGCCGAAUUGCAACUCGAGCAUGGUGGGGCAACAGAAACGCACAACACAGAAGGGCGCGUCGCCGAAUCAGACAUUUGCAAAGAUUGGAGAUGUGAUGAAAACCAGAGCCACCAUCUCCGCUAUCCCCGCAAUAACACCAACAUUGCAGAUAAGGGAGAAAGACUGGAUAUUCAUAGAGCAAAAGACAUCUCCGACAAGACCAAGGUGUCAAACGUACACCAGUGGAUUUCUCAAACAGAUGUAUCUAGCGAGGCGAAUUCUACACCUGAACUUCGAGAUGAAGAGGAAAUGGAGAAAGCGUUGAAUCGCUUCAAACUGAAACAUGCUGGCCAUGUCACAUACCAUCCUUCGAACCAGAAGACUUUACAAAGUAUGCAACUUGGUGUGCCUUCGAACUUUGAAAAAAAAGUUCAGCCACCUAGCAGAAACAGCCAGGGUGAAGUUUUGCACCAUAGGCUUGCAAAUCAACCUAAAUGGCAGGAGUUGUCGCAAAGUAGUAGUGGGCUAGAAUUCUUCGCUGCAGAUAGCCAAGCAGCGUUAAAAAAAAGGUCGAAUUUACGAACUGCACGCAUGAACAAGUGGGUGCAAAAACACAUAAAGUGGAUCAUGCAGCAGGUUUCGUAUGGCUGGAGGCGAGCAGAUACCAUCUGUUUAAAGUGUGGCAUGGCCAUAAAACAGAUGGUCCGUCGAUUGGACUCAGGAAGGGCAAUCGUUGUUUCUCUAGUUCAAAAGUCUAGAAGGGAAUGCAAAAUGGGCCGCUGUAAAGGAGCAGAGCAUGUCCGCGCGAGUGUAGAUGCAGAGGUUUCUAGUUGGCAUGACAGAAGGCUGGAUAGAUCUCCAAACAUAGACCCGAGGAAACGUCACAAGUAUAUGGAUAGUUGGAUGGCAAUAGAAGAAAUAGGUCAUACGGAACAUGGAACUUUGAGAAACGUGGGUUUGCGGCAACCAUCUGGAGCCGAAAAGAAGAAUCCUUCCGAUUUUCAUCUUGCACUAAAUCCGCAAAAGAACGACGGUGCGAUGAAGUGGCUAUUUUCAGAUUCCGAAUUAGAGGAAUUGAGAAAUCUAUGGAAUAUGGAUGCAGAUUAUGAAAACCCAAUCAGAGCUAAAUCCCAACUAAAGACAGCUAAUCGAUAUAAAAGCGUAGUUGAAGCGCCUGACAAGUGGACUCCAGGAGAACCAAUUACUAGGGCAGGUAAUAGCAGCACGUCUCAGGAAAUAGAAGACAGGAGCUUAGUCUCCACUAGAAAAAACAUAGACCCUGAAUCCGGUCAAGGAAAGUCAUCUAUGGGUAGGAAGAAAAUGAGCGAUAUCGAUAUGCAAGAACUAGAAGAUGCCAUAGCCACCUUCAGGCAGAUUCGAGAGAGCCCAACCUCUGAAGUCAGUGGAUUGGGACCAUCUGACAUACAUGACUGUGAGCACGAGAGUUCUUGUGAGGUUUUGAAGGUAAGGUCUAAUCAGGAUAGAGAAGGUAUGACAAACAUAGACAUGGAAUCCUUGUUGCAACCCAGUUAUCAGGCUUCGGUUACUGAAAGGAUCUCAGAAAUUGAAGAAGUUGGAGAAAAGGGACCUGAUUUUAUAACCAUAGAUUUCAAGAAGCCACGAAACAAUGGAUUAGCACUGCAAAGAACGCAGACAUUAUCAGACGGGUACCUGAGUGAACUUACCGAAGAUAGACGAGUUUCUCAUUCCACGUCUCAAAAUGGAGUCAGUUUGACAAAAUGGCGAUUUUAAAUUUCGGUUCAAACCAUUUCUUUCUUUGAAAUCGCUUGGGCCAGAUGAUGAUGGACGUUCACAGGUAUCGGGAAAUCGUCUAUUGGACCUUAUGAGAUUUCUACCCGCUCCCACGCGACAGUUAUCAACGCCUCCCUCAUACGUCUAAGUUAUUACAAGUUACGUACACACAGGGCUCCAAUCCACAUAUCAUUCUGAGAACAGGAAGCGCAAGUCUUCAGAAGACUAUGGAGCACACGAAGAAGGUUUUACUUUAUUUCUCUUCAGGUGGUCCAGUGGUGAAGCUGUAAUUUUGGUUUUGGUCUCUUGCAUGAAGAUUUGAAUUUGAAUGGUCAAAGGAGAUUGGAGAAAAAAUGUGUAGGAAUCUCUGCCUUUCGUCCUCCCAACUGAGGUGUCUGUAAUCGCACAACGUGUACUAAAGAAAUUGC
Molecule: messenger RNA, 5425 nt
Organism: Marchantia polymorpha subsp. ruderalis
Lineage: Eukaryota; Viridiplantae; Streptophyta; Marchantiopsida; Marchantiales; Marchantiaceae
Source: the annotation of a GenBank genome assembly